This is a messenger RNA of Amphimedon queenslandica, 941 nucleotides long. Its product is annotated as leucine-rich repeat-containing protein 15-like. Gene Ontology annotation, molecular function: protein binding. The transcript has 10 exons. The annotation marks the transcript as partial. The record is from RefSeq and is a predicted model, not a curated record. Lineage: Eukaryota; Metazoa; Porifera; Demospongiae; Haplosclerida; Niphatidae.
AUGAUAAAACCUGCUAUCUCUCUUAUACUGUUUUCCCUGGUCAUUGGAUUGUAUGCUUCAAGUGAUGGCAAUAGCUCUAGCUUUAAUACUACAAUAGACUGCGACUCUUGUCCAGCUAGUUGUAACUGUGAUAUAGAGGGCUCCAUCCAUUGCACUGAAAAAGGUCUUACUGCAAUCCCUCCUGGACUUAUACACUGUGAAAGACCUGAUGUGAUAAUUCUCAAUGUUAGUUUUAAUUUGAUACAAAAUAUCUCUGUCGAUGAUUUCAAUGGACUCCCAAACCUAGAGAGAUUGUUUCUUUACGACAAUCUCAUUGAUGAUAUUGAGGAAUAUGCAUUCUCUGAUCUAACCUCAUUGGAAUUACUGUCCCUUGAUGGAAACAGAUUAACUACACUUAAACCUAAUGUCUUUAUGGGACUGAUUGGCUUGAAAUCAUUGCUAUUGUAUUCCAAUUCGAUAUCAAGUCUACCUGUUGGAGUGUUUGAUGAUUUGAUUUCUCUCAUUGUGCUUGCGCUUCAUAAUAAUCGUUUGACUAGUCUCAACCCUCAAUUGUUUGCAAAUUUACCCAAUCUUCAAAGACUCUAUCUUUAUGGAAAUGGUAUAAGAGACUUGUCUGACUCUCCCUUUCAGCACCUGAGCAAGCUUACCCUUUUAUAUUUUAGCAGCAAUAAUAUCAUUGAGCUGACUAAUGCUAGCCUAGCUGGUUUGAAUGGCCUACGAACUCUUGUUCUGAGAACCAAUCAGAUAAGGACCUUGUCUCAUGAUGUUUUCAUUCACACUCCUUCCCUCACUUCAUUGUAUUUAGACAGCAAUCGAAUCAGAAGGAUUUCAAGUGAUGUGUUCUCACCAUUGACUCGAUUACAGAGACUAGUGCUGUCAAAUAAUUUAAUUGAAGUGGUUGAAGAUCGUGCAUUCUCUGAGCUAAGAUCAAUCAUAUUCCU